Messenger RNA from Arabidopsis arenosa, 1808 nucleotides. The record is from the annotation of a GenBank genome assembly. Lineage: Eukaryota; Viridiplantae; Streptophyta; Magnoliopsida; Brassicales; Brassicaceae.
AAUCCCCAAAAUCAAUUAUUUUUUCUUUGAUACAAGAUAACAAAUAAAAGGCAUAGAACUCAACGACACCGUUUUCAUCGCUCUGUCUUCUUCAUUCACCAUUGAAACGUCAAAAACUGUAACAAUGAAGACGACAACGCAGCUUCUCGAUCUAACGGCGGCUAUGGUUCUUCUCAUCUACGUGGCUUUCUCUCCGCCGCUCGUUUCCGGCGACCCAGGGCGGAGCGUUAGCAUGACUCUAGUUCGAGACGCCGCUGCUCUCGGUGCUUUUUGCUUGGACGGGAGCUUACCGGCGUAUCAUUUAGACAGAGGCUUUGGUGCUGGAUCAAACAAUUGGCUUUUACAGUUUGAGGGAGGAGGAUGGUGCAAUGAUAUAGCAUCAUGUGUGGAUAGAGCAAAGACCCGUCGAGGCUCGACGCGUUAUAUGAGCAAGACCGUCGUCUUCACCGGAGUCUUGAGCAAUAACGCCUCUCAAAAUCCAGAUUUUUACAACUGGAACAAAGUCAGGCUUAGGUAUUGCGACGGAGCUUCAUUUGCGGGAGAUUCACAAUAUGGCAACGGGACGUCAUUGCUUUAUUUCAGAGGACAACGAAUAUGGAAUGCCAUUAUUCUUGAUCUUCUCCCCAAAGGUUUAGCAAAAGCCCACAAGGCUCUUCUAACCGGUUGUUCAGCUGGUGGUUUGUCUACAUUUUUGCAUUGUGACAAUUUCACGAGCUAUUUGCCCCAAAACGCAAGUGUUAAGUGCAUGAGUGACGCUGGAUUCUUUCUUGACGCAAUCGAUAUAGCAGCAAACCGGACAAUGAGAUCUUUUUACACACAGCUUGUUUCUCUACAGGGUAUACAAAAAAACCUUGAUCCAAGUUGCACUCACGCAUUUUUUCCCGAACCAUCUCUGUGUUUUUUCCCGCAAUACGUAUUGCGAUUUAUCAAAACGCCAUUUUUCAUCUUAAAUUCAGCUUACGAUGUAUUCCAGUUUCAUCAUGGAUUGGUUCCACCUUCUGCUGAUCGAACCGGUCGUUGGAACCGUUGUAAGCUUAAUGUGACAUCAUGUAAUCCACACCAACUCGAUGUACUCCAAGGGUUUAGGAAAGAUAUGUUGGGAGCUUUAAUGAAUUUCUUCAGAAAUUCUACAAGAGGAGGAAUGUUUAUAAACUCAUGCUUUGAUCAUUGUCAAAGUGCUUUAGAGGAGACUUGGCUCUCUCCCACAUCACCAAGAAUUAACAAUAAGUCAAUUGCUGAGACGGUCGGAGAUUGGUAUUUUGGGAGAGGAGAAGAAACGAAAGAAAUUGGUUGUCCAUAUCCAUGUGAUAAAACGUGUCAUAAUCUCAUUCCAGCUUCUACUUCAGAUUUUUUGGCUUCUAAUGCUUCAGGUUCAGGCCAUAACUAUCGCGACGCAGCGGCGACGCUACGAAUCGAUCUCCAAUCAAUUCACUCUCUUUCUCGUCGCAGAUCCAAAUAUCUCCAUCAGGUUCGUUGCGCCGCCACCACUACCACCACCGGCGGCACCAAUUCCAGUUGUGUUGAUACCGAAGGAACCAUAGCCUGCGGCGGCGGAACCAAGGGUCGCAAGGUUUUCGUUAGUCAUCAUCGUUAGGUCUUUCAUAGCCGAGACGUUUUUUUUAACUUAUGGUUCUGGUCGUUUCUUACGACGGAUCUUGAUUCUAUUCUUGAUUCAAGAUUGGUUCUUUAUACCAUUAUAGUUCCGAUUUAGCUUCUAGUUUCUCAUCUAGGUAUGCACUAUUGUACUCAAUCUCUGUUCUUUAGGUCUAAUACUACUACUGAGUUUCUAAGAAACAACUAACGAUAGU